AUGACAACUAGUACGCAAGAAGGAACCCACAGUAUAGGACCGAACGACCCGACAACGGAGGUUCCGGAGGAUUUCAUUUGCCCGCUUACAUUGUCAUUGAUGCAAGAUCCUGUCAUCAGCAAAUAUGGACAUUCGUUUGAACGAGAAUCGAUUCUGGAGUAUCUGGGACGCGGUAGCGAUAUCUGUCCCUGUACCCGGCAACCUUUGCGCAUGCGAGAUGUCAUUACCAACCACAAGCUUCGCUCUAAGAUUCGCCGGUGGCAAAUUGAAAACGAAGAAGACAUUACCGUCAUCAUGACUCCCAAUACCAAUACACGUAUUUAUGGUUACAUUUCCAUGCCGGAAAAGGAUCAUGAGGAAACGGAACGGACCGAAGAUGACGAAGAAUUUGUUUCCGACAAUAUGAGAGAGUCGCUGGAACCUGCCAAUCGCCGACGAGGCGCUGGCAGUCGCAGCUUGCUGCGAGGACUUUUUCGCUCCCGCCCCGCAAGGAGUCCGACGACAUCUAUCUGA
Messenger RNA from Phaeodactylum tricornutum CCAP 1055/1, 513 nucleotides. RefSeq lists its product with no specific name. The coding region runs from base 1 to 513 and encodes 170 amino acids. Gene Ontology annotation, molecular function: ubiquitin protein ligase activity. Lineage: Eukaryota; Bacillariophyta; Bacillariophyceae; Surirellales; Neidiaceae. Gene Ontology annotation, biological process: protein ubiquitination. The transcript has a single exon. The record is from RefSeq and is a predicted model, not a curated record.